Messenger RNA from Drosophila hydei, 1471 nucleotides. RefSeq lists its product as uncharacterized. Lineage: Eukaryota; Metazoa; Arthropoda; Insecta; Diptera; Drosophilidae. The record is from RefSeq and is a predicted model, not a curated record. The coding region runs from base 372 to 1190 and encodes 272 amino acids. The transcript is spliced from 2 exons.
CAGCAAAUAUUAUAAUACAUAAUUCAAUUUAGAAUUUAUUGCCUUAUACUGCUCUAUAUGCUCAAGCCCACUAGAGAGCAGGCGCAGGUGCUGCACAACGCCGCAUAUCUUAUUAUCGAUAUGCUUAAGAAGUAACAACAGCUGUUAUGAGCUGGGCUUUGUAAUCAAGCGGAGAAGGAAAAUUAGAAACGGGUUACUGUUAGUAUAGAAACUUUGAGGCGAAUAGCAGCAACGACGCACACAAGUUGAACCUGAAUUAAGUUAACUACAAAUAGAAUUGUAAUUAUAAUAAUUCGCAAACGGUCCAUUUGAAAUUGCAUGUGCGGGGGUGUGUCAGCGUGAGACAGUAAGCAGCAGAAAUAUAAGCAAACAUGUCUAUGAGUAAUUUAUCAGUAGACCGCGAGCUCCGUUAUAUUAUUCAAUGGUUUAACGAAUGGAGUGAACUGCAACGCGAUGAUUUCGUCUAUGUGUUAAUAGAGUAUCUCACUAGUGCAGGCGAAGCUGGACGUGCUGGCAGUACCUAUGUAAAUGGCGUCGUCAAUUCCCUGGCCACGUCGAAUGUGCAGGAAAAGCCCAUGAGUCUUUUUCAAUGCCGCAUUAAACUGUUUCGACAAUGGAGUCCCAAAUGGCCGAUCGAGUUCAAAUGCAAACUGCAAGAGAAAAUCAGUGAGCUGGACCCAAAAGUAGGGGAAAAAAUCGUCAAUGAACUGAAGACCCCACAUUCUAUGCACAAUGGUGAUGUAUCUGUGAAUUUAAAUGUAAAUGGGACUAGCGGCAACGGGCACUCUGAAUUGGAGCAAACGACAGCAGACCUAGAAAUGUUGCCAAGUACAAUAGAAACGCAGCCAACAGCAGCCGCAGCAGAUGCAGCAAACGAUGUCACCGUUCAGACUUUAGAGACAGUUAACGAUAACCAUUUAGCAGCGGUGUUGCGUCAAGAAACGCCAGUUGAUGAUGAUGAUGACGACCAGCUCGCUAGCAAUGAUAGCAAUUCUGAUACUAAUGGCAUGCAUGCGUUGUCGGCUGCAGUGACAACAAUUGCGGUGAAUACAUUCCCGUCAGAGCAGUCGCAGCCUCAGCAGCAGCAAUCGGAGCCGACUAUCGAACCUGUAGAACAGGUAGAGAAUAACGUUGCAGCCAGUGUCAUUGUCUCUGUAGCUGCUGCGCCAGAGGUAGUCCCGGUGGCAUAGAUACACGGGUGCUUGUGGCGCUUCUUAUAAGAGCAAGCGAGAAAAAAGAAAAGUAAAGGCUUAUUCGAGCAGUUAGGCACCACAUAAGCAUAGCAUUGUACGCCAUCAGAAUCAAUACAUUCCAUAUAUGCACAUUUCUAGAAAGUAACACAUUAAACAUACAUAUGUAUAUUAAGCGAAAGAUCAGUUCAUGUCAUUUCUGCAUUUGUGUUUAGAUUAAGUUGACUUACUAAAUAUGUUAGUAAUACUUUAAGUACAAUAUAUGAUCAAAAUAUAUAUUC